Messenger RNA from Aspergillus tanneri, 705 nucleotides. Its product is annotated as DJ-1/PfpI family protein. The coding region runs from base 1 to 705 and encodes 234 amino acids. The record is from RefSeq and is a predicted model, not a curated record. The transcript has a single exon. NCBI's taxonomy places the organism in Eukaryota, Fungi, Ascomycota, Eurotiomycetes, Eurotiales, Aspergillaceae.
AUGGCGGGUAUGCUUUCCACCUCCCCUCGAUUAGGUAUUUUCACUCACAAAAUACUAGAUCAAUCCACUCUUCGCGUGGGCAUUGCCUUAUUCCCCGGCUUCCAAGCCCUGGACGCAUUCGGUCCCCUAGACUGUCUGAACGUCCUCUCUAUGACACACUCAUUAACUCUGGCCGUGUUAUCCUCCACCAUGGAGCCCGUCACCUGCAAAACCUCGAUGACCAACCCGCACGUGAUCGGCCAACAGAUCGUUCCUACACACACCUUCGCGACCGCGCCGCCGCUGGACGUGCUCCUUGUACCGGGUGGGAUCGGGACGCGCGGCAGCAGCCAGGUCGUACUGGACGUCAUCGCGUUCAUUGAAAGGGUAUACCCCACCCUGAAGUACCUGAUCACGGUAUGCACGGGCUCUGGACUAGCGGCUCGCGCUGGGGUGCUGGAUGGACGAAAGGCUACCUCGAAUAAGAUGGUUUUUCAUGAGAUGCAGGCCUUAGGACCCAAGGUUGAAUGGAUCCCUCGUGCGAGAUGGGUGAAGGAUGGGAAUAUCUGGACCGCGUCCGGGGUGACUGCUGGGAUUGAUGUUAUUCUUGCUUGGGUAGAGGAGGUGUACGGUAAGGAGACGACGCAGGCGAUCGCUAAUGAGAUUGAGCAUACGAGACAUCUGGAUGCGAGUCAUGAUCCGUUUGCUGACCUGUAUGGCUUGUAG